This is a messenger RNA of Rhagoletis pomonella (apple maggot), 2104 nucleotides long. Its product is annotated as transmembrane protein 135-like. The transcript has 4 exons. Lineage: Eukaryota; Metazoa; Arthropoda; Insecta; Diptera; Tephritidae. The annotation marks the transcript as partial. The record is from RefSeq and is a predicted model, not a curated record.
CGACCUGCACGUCGACCAUUGCUUGCGUUGUAUAUGGCCAACUUGGCGACCGAAUCUAUAUGGAAUAUGGCUGAGGUGCGCGGUUAUGUGCGUUCUAUACCACAAGGACAGACUUUAAUAUUCGGCGUUAGCAUAUCAGCGCUAUUGUAUUUGUAUCGAUUGGGUCUGCAUAAAACCACCUGCAAGGAUUCGCUAUUCAAUGUCUUGCGGUUUUUUGUGGAUAAAAGAGAAGAGGGUCCGGUAGUAGCGAAGGCGGGGUGCGAGGGUGCAGCGACGGCGACGGCGACAGAAGCGUCCGUGAGUGCUGCAUCAACGUCCUCAUCUGCCAAUACUCAACGCUCUCGCGCACCACUUGACUUUCGGAGUAUAAAUGUACUCGUCCAGAUCUAUAGUCGUUUCUUGGAUGCGGUGAAGAGUAGGCAUCCCUCUUGCCCGCAUCGUGAUAAUUGUUGGCAUUAUGCGCUAAUGGGUGGUCUCAGACCCUUUGUUGGCGGUAUUGGUUUGCAGUUGGCGUUGAGGCUGAUCAUGAAUUUCAAGAAAAUAAUGCAAUUCAAGUUGGACGUGCGUAAGACUAUAUUCAAUAAGGACACACUAAAUUUGGGCAUAUUCCUGGGUUGCUUUUCCUUCUUAUAUAAGGGUGUUUCCUGUACGCUGCGGCACAGCUUUGGUCGCGAUGAUCCCCGCUUUGCGAUACCAGCGGGUCUGCUAGCCAGCACAGCUUUUACAAAAUAUCCCGACGUGACAGUGGCGCUGUAUGUUAUGUGGAAAGCAUUACAAAUCUGCUACAAUUUGGGCAUCAAAGAAGGGGUUUUGCCCCACGUUUCGAAUUUCACGAUAUUCUUAUACGCUUUCUGUACGGCUAUAGAGUUUCAUGCAGGCAUUCUUGAGCCAAAAACGGUGCGACCGAGCUAUAUCAAAUUUCUCCAAGGGAUGUCAGGAGACAGAUUUAAUCGAUUUAACUUGGAACCCUUCAGCAUCUAUGGUCAAAAUGCCAGCGAACAAAUGCGAGAAGUUUCCAGAAAACUGAAUAUUAUCAACCAAGCACCGUUGCCUAAAUGUUCACUUGCCUCGUGGAAAUAAUACUAACAUACAUACAUACAUAUAGCGAUGCAAUAUCUAUAAUUACAUAUACAAUGUAUAGAGAAAAGCAGACUUAGAAAGGGUUUAGAGAGCGCGAUAAUGCAGAAGGCAAAGCCUUUCGCUAAAGAAGCGAUUUAGAAUGAGAAAUACAAUUGUGUGAUUCACAACGAGUCAUUACAGUCAUAAACUUUAAAACUUUAAAACGUUAAAAACGAUGCUGCAGUUGUUAUGAAUCAUUCAAAAAUAAAUUUAACGUUUAUAAAUUUUAUGAAAAUAUCACUAAUUACGACAACUUGCGAAUCACCAAAAUAAUUAGUUAGACAUCGUCGUAGUAAGGCAACGAAGCAGAAGAGCAUGAAAAAUAAUGUAAUAAGUGUAAAGACAUUCUUUAAUGAAUGAUGAAGAAAAGCGUAAUCGAGCAGAGAAUCAGCUAGAGUUUCAUAAAUGUAUUAUGAAUAAAAUCAAUUUUUUUUUAUACUACAUACUAUGUGCAUAUGUGCAAGUGUUUCUUAGCGUUUUUUUUUUUGUUUUAUUAUUAUUUUUUACUUGAUUUUGUUUGGAUGACUUAUUAAAGAUUAAGUGAAAAUCCUAGUAUUUGUACAUAAAUAUAUAUUACGAAAACUUUAAUUCUAAAAAUUUGGGUGAUUUGUUUUUAGACGCAGGUCUUUCAAACUGCGGUGUAUUGAUUUUUUGGUAGACUUUUAUAUUUUCCCUUUGUAUGGUUAAAAAAAUAAUGAUGUGGUGGAAUUUGUAUGCAUAUUAAAAUCUUUCUUAUUUAUAUUCUUUCAUUAAUAAUAAUAUUCUUUAUUCUUGCUUAAAAAAAAAAACUUAGGAAUAGUCGUUGCCUAUGAUUUAGGUAUAUAAAAUAAAAUAAACACAUAAACAUACAUAUAUGGAUAUGCAUAUUUAUAAAACUAAGGUUAAGACAUAAACUAGCUAAUAGCUACGAUAAAAAAAGAUUUUACAAAAUUUAAUAAAUAAAAAUAUACAUUACUUUAAAAUUUCUGUGACCGUCACAAAAUAA